UAUAAAACUUCGGCAACAUUCUUGUAAUUAUAAUAUUCUCCUCUUAAAUAAUUGAGUGCAUAUUGAGUAGACCUUACAAUAUUUCAGUUUUUGAACAAAUUCACUGCACUGUUUUUUUGCUGGGCUGUUUAUCUUCUCUCUUGUGCCGUUGCUUUAUCCUUUGGUAUUACUUCUCCACCAAGUUCAGUUAAACUAAUGAAAUGCAUAUUUAUAGAAUUACUAUGAUACACUAAUUCUAUUGUUAUUCUAUCAAAUGUGUUUUGCCUACUAGUAUUGUAGUUAUUUUAUUUCUAACUUAAUUUAUAACUAUAGUUAUAGUUAUUUACCUGUAGAUGUGGUUAAAUUUUGUUGUGUGGGACAGUCUGCACAUAAAUGACCGAUGGCUUGAAGUGAUUUUCCUCGGCUGCGCUGAUAGCAAUAAUUAUUAACAAGAAGUUAAUAACAUAUGAGAAUAGAAGAAGAAGAAUAUCAAGAUAAUAUAAUAAUAAUAACAUAAUAAUAAUAACAUAUGAGAACAACAAUAUCGCGUGUCUCUUAAGCUUGCAGUGCCAGCGAUGGCUAAACCCGUCAAAUUAACGUGCGCUCAAGCAAAAGAAUGCCUGACCACCGUACUGGACUGGGUGCGGGACGAUGCUGCCAGGGACGCCGGUGUCGCGGAGCUCGUGCCCCCAGGCAGCGUGGAGGAGGCCCGGGAGGCUGCCGGCAACGACAUGGUCGCGCUCAUGACGCGCGUCUAUCCCAUCAUCGCUACGCUCACCUCAGCGGCCAUCGUUCCUCUAGGCUACCCAAAAGAUGGCUCCGGAGUGCUGCAGUUCGAGCGCGCCGUGCAGUCGCUGCUGCCGCAGGACGCGGAGCUCGCGAGGCUGCACUCAGAACUGCGGUCCUACUACCUCCCCGCCGUGGUCUUCCCCCCGCCCCACUCCACCUCCCCCAACCCCUAGACCUGACACCUCCCCCAACCCCUAGACCUGACACCCCCCCGUGGUCUUCCCCCCGCACCACUCCACCUCCCCCAACCCCUAGACCUGACACCUCCUCCAACCUCAUUUUUGAACAAAUGAAGUAGCAAUAUAAUUUUAAUGGAAUUAAUUUGAUGGCAUUUAAAUAACUGAGCUGAUCUUAAUAUUCCUAAGUUUACAUUUUUAAGUGUAGUGACCAUAUUUAAUAGCUUCUUCAACUGCGAUUUCCUCCUGCAAUAUGCAAAAUGUUAGAAAAUACGAAAACAAUUCAGUUAAGUGAGCGAGUUGUCAAAGCAAAAUUGCCUACAUAAAAUCCAUGAGCUCAGCAGGUCCAGUUAGGUAAUGACGGGCCCAUACGCAGAGCUGGGCAGCGCUACUUUGAAAUGUAGCGGCGCUACCGCU
This is a messenger RNA of Hyalella azteca, 1361 nucleotides long. RefSeq names its product protein C10. Gene Ontology annotation, biological process: post-embryonic development. Lineage: Eukaryota; Metazoa; Arthropoda; Malacostraca; Amphipoda; Hyalellidae. The coding region runs from base 555 to 941 and encodes 128 amino acids. The record is from RefSeq and is a predicted model, not a curated record. The transcript is spliced from 5 exons.